AUGUCGCCGUCAUCACGACCUCCUUCUAUUACGACAGGUCGACCCUAUCCUCACGACCAUGCUCCACCGACUCCGAGUGGCCUUCGCCAUAGUCUCACCGCCUCAUCCUCUUCAAUGAGUGAGGAUUCAGAAGGGAUAAAUCCUGCAGGUCCUAGCACGCGUCGCGAUCACUCUCAUGACGACACUAACGAGACUACUUCUCUCCUCCACCACGAACGCGCACAUGAUGGCUCUUGCGAUCACGGCACAUUCUCUCCUCGCGUAUCCAGCCCGCCACCAAGAGCCGGUAAUCUUGAUGGCGAUAUAGGGUCUGUGACGGAUUCGGACGGCUCUGUGCCGUCUGGAGAGACGCAGCUUGUGAACUGGAGAAAGACAUUUUCGAGUAGGGUAAAAAGCAAAAAGAUGACGGAUUCCAGUACCCUGGCACAACAACAUGGCGUUAAGGACUCGUGGGUCAUGUAUUUUUCAUACUAUGUGCCCUUCCUCAUAUGGAUUAAGCAGUAUAAGUGGUCUUGGUUGAAAGGCGAUUUUACGGCCGCUAUCACCAUUGCGUCCAUGUACCUCCCUAUGGCUCUUUCGUACGCCGAUAACCUGGCACAUGUUCCCCCGAUCAAUGGCCUAUAUGCCUUCGCCAUCAACCCCUUCAUAUACGCGCUAUUAGGAAGUUGCCCGCUGAUGGUGGUCGGGCCAGAGGCAGCUGGUUCCUUACUUGUCGGAUCUAUUGUUAAGAAUAGUAUCGAUCAUGGAGGCGACGACGACGACAAUGCCAUUCUACAAGCAAAGGUGGCUGGUGUGGCCGUCGGCAUAGCUGGUGCAACCGUCUUCUUUAUGGGCGUAUUUCGUCUAGGAUUUCUUGAUAGCGUCUUGAGCCGACCAUUCCUACGAGGCUUCAUUUCCGCUAUUGGAGUGGUUAUCUUUAUCGACCAAUUAAUUCCCGUCUUGGGACUUAUCCAUGCAACUAAAGCAGCGCCGGGAGUUACGCAUGGAAGCACCGUGCAGAAGCUCGAGUUUGUACUCACACACCUUAGCGACAGACACAACCUUACUGCUAUUGUCGGCAUUGUGGGGUUUGUUGUCAUUAUGGUAUUGCGGGAGGCCAAGAGGCGCUUGCAACCACGAUACCCAGGAGUAGCAUAUUUCCCCGAUAGACUUAUCGUAGUUGUAUUCUCUGCAGUCAUGGCUUGGCACCUGGGCUGGGAACAAAGUGGUGUUCCAGUGUUGGGCAAAGUCGAAGCAGCAUCCGGUCACGUCUUCACUUUUCAUAACCCUUUCCAACUAGCGCAUAUGUCCCACAUACGAGAGGCUAUGGGCACGUCCUUCUUGAUCGGCAUGCUUGGUUUCUUUGAGUCUUCGGUUGCAGCCAAGAGUCUAGGAGGCGAAGAAAUCGUCGAAGGGAUGCAGUUGAGUCCUAAUCGAGAACUCGUGGCUCUCGGAGCAGCUAACCUCGUCGGUGCGUGCUUUAUGGCCAUCCCGGCAUUUGGAGGCUACGGUCGAAGCAAGGUCAAUAAGAGUACAGGCGGGAAGAGUCCCAUGAGCUCCCUUAUACUCAGCGUUCUUACUGUAAUAUGUAUCCUAUUCCUCUUACCGUGGUUCUAUUACCUUCCUAAACCCGUCCUAUCUGCUCUGAUCAUGGCAGUUGCCUGGUCUUUAAUCGAAGAAGCGCCGCAUGACAUAUCGUUUUUCCUACGAAUCAAGGGCUGGACUGAGCUUGCCCUCAUGGCUGUCAUCCUAGCCGUCACGGUCUUCUUCUCUCUCAAUUUAGGCAUUGCGAUUGGCAUUGGCCUAUCGCUUUUGCAAGUCAUUCGUCACGCAACACGCCCUCGUAUACAAAUUUUGGGCAGGGUACCUAACAGUGAUCGCUUCGCUAACGCCGAAGAGCACCCCCAGGAUCUCGAGUUUGUAGAGGGAUGUUUGAUUGUAAAAAUUCCCGAGCCCUUGACAUUUGCAAAUACAGGUGAAUUAAAGAAUAGACUACGACGGCUCGAGCUGUACGGUACGGGAAAUGCACAUCCAGCGUUGCCGCGUCUUCGUCCACAGGCCAGUAACAAAAAUGUCAUCUUUGAUAUACACGGAGUCACCUCAAUGGAUGGUUCUGGCACUCAGGUAUUAGAGGAGAUAGUACGCAAUUAUCGAGACCGGGGCGUUAGGGUGUUUUUCAGCCGACCCGUCAGCCGACAGAACGAAGUGUGGCAAUUGAUGGAACGAAGCGGAAUUGUUGAACUCGUAGGUGGCAGACACCGCUUCGUUGACGACGUAGGAGAAGCCAUACGCAUGACGGAAGUAGAGGAUUUAGAAGAAACAGGCGCUUGCGCGGCUGCGAGUGAUAUUCUCUCUUAG
Molecule: messenger RNA, 2337 nt
Organism: Daldinia decipiens
Lineage: Eukaryota; Fungi; Ascomycota; Sordariomycetes; Xylariales; Hypoxylaceae
Product: sulfate transporter family-domain-containing protein
Exons: 3
Coding region: 1-2337 (778 amino acids)
Biological process (GO): transmembrane transport
Cellular component (GO): membrane
Molecular function (GO): sulfate transmembrane transporter activity
Source: RefSeq, a predicted model, not a curated record